Molecule: messenger RNA, 1395 nt
Organism: Cornus florida
Lineage: Eukaryota; Viridiplantae; Streptophyta; Magnoliopsida; Cornales; Cornaceae
Exons: 2
Coding region: 1-1395 (464 amino acids)
Source: RefSeq, a predicted model, not a curated record
AUGCCAGCAUUUUGGUUUAAAUUGAAGAGAUCACUGCAAUGCAGACCAAAGCCAUCAGAUGUUCAUGAUCCAAGGGGCAAUGUCAAUCAGUUGACAAGAGAACAAUAUGUUUAUUAUCCAAAGGGCAAUUGCAAUGGCAAUCAGUUGACAAGAGAACCACCAGAUGUUCAUUAUCCAAAGGGCAAUGGCAAUGGCAAUCAGUUGACAAGAGAACCACCAGAUGUUCAUUAUCCAAAGGGCAAUGGCAAUGGCAAUGGCAAUCAGUUGACAAGAGAACCAAGCAGGUCUGGGUGUUCGAUGACCAUUUCGGAUCUCAAGGAUGUCAUCCAUGGAGGAAGUAAGAGGCACAGUAUGGAAAAACAACCAAGUUGUAGUCCAAGGUCUAUUAGGAGCUGUGAGUUUUUAAACCCAAUAACCCAUGAAGUAGUCCUCAGUGAUUCAACUUUUGAAAUUGAACUUGAGAGUACUACUGGGAAUAAGGGUACCAGUGGUGGUUCAACCAUUGGGGGUACCUUUAAGCCUGGGACACCUGGCCGUAGGCGGCGCCCUAUAGCGCCCCAUAAAAAACCCAGAGGGACAUCCGUCUCUCUGAUAAAGGCACCAAACAGGAGGGGAGGCUCUGGAUAUGGGAAUACCACCCCUGAAAACCCUGAGGCACUUUUUGGGACAGAUUAUCGUAGUUACUCAAUUUUCACUUGCCAUGAAUGUGGUCAAGAAUUUGCAACAAUGGAAGCUGUUGAAGCACAUCGUCUCUCCACACAUGCUGUCACUGAAAUUGUUGAAGGAGAUCCAUCUCGGAGGAUUGUAGAGAUGAUUUUUCGAAAGGGUUGGCCAGAAUCUGACAACAAUUAUGGGCAUAUAGACAAGAUUUUAAAGGUCCACAACAUGCAAGAAACAGUAGAUCAGUUUGAAGAACAUAGAGAAAUGGUGAAGAUGAAAGCAAGCAAGCAGUCGAAGAAAAAUCAGCGUUGCCUGGCCGAUGGGAAUGAGCUCUUAAGGUUCUACGGCACAUAUGUUGAAUGCUCCUUUGAAUCAAAUGGCUCGUAUAGCCUAUGUGCAUCACAUGAAUGUUGUUUAUGUCGAAUUUUAAGACAUGGUUUCUCCAUAAAAAAGGAAGUACUCACAGGUGUUUUCACUACUUCCACAAGUAUAAGAGCACUGGAAUCUAUCAGACUAUAUGAUGAUAGUCGUCCAUCUUUAAGGAGUGCUUUGAUAAUAUGCAGAGUAAUUGCUGGUAGAGUCCAUGGACAUAUGGAGAAUUUUCAAGAAUUAGCUGGGUAUACAGGGUUCGAUUCUAUUGCUGGAAAAGUAGGCCUCGAACCAAAUGUUGAAGAACUCUAUUCAUUGAACCCGAGAGCUCUCCUUCCUCGCUUUGUGGUGCUUUGGAAACCCUGA